AUGCGGCCCCUCCUUGCGUCCACCGUCGUCUUUUUAGCCCGUCAUGCUUCCGCCCACGGCGGUGCUCUGAACUAUACCGUCGGUGACACAUGGUACCCUGGCUACGACCCCUAUGGCGACCAAAUCAUGCAAGACGCCGCCCCAUGGAUGCCACAACGAAAGUGGAUCUCCAACAACCCCAUCUUCGAAACCACCAAUACGUCCCUAUCCUGCAACACACCCGGCACUCCCGCUCGCGCCUACAUACCCAUCCGCGCAGGCGAAAACAUAACCGCCGUAUACGCAUACUGGGUGCAUACUGUUGGUCCUAUGAUCGCCUGGAUGGCCUACUGCGACAACGCGGAAAACGACUGCACAACCUUCUCCAGUGAGACAGCAAAUUGGUUUAAGAUUGGGGAGAAGGGGUUAUUGGAGGGAAGUAUUGAGACUGGAGAGUGGUUCCAGAAGGCGUUCAGUAUGUGGGAUGGAAGCCCAAGUUUGUGGAGUGAGAUGGUACCGACAGGGUUGAAGGCGGGGAGGUAUCUGGUGAGACAUGAGAUUAUCAGUUUGCAUUCCGCGAAUAAACCGCAGUUUUACCCCGAAUGCGCGCAUUUGGAAGUUAGCAACGAUGGAGAGGAGGGUGUCAUACCUAGCGAAGAAUAUAUGGCCAAGAUUCCAGGAGUGUGGAGUAUGGACCAACCAGAGAUCAAUAUCGACAUCUACAGUCCCGAGAUUUCGACGAAGACGGUAUACAAUAUCCCGGGCCCACCCGUAUGGACAGCGAAGCCGUAG
Molecule: messenger RNA, 771 nt
Organism: Alternaria atra
Lineage: Eukaryota; Fungi; Ascomycota; Dothideomycetes; Pleosporales; Pleosporaceae
Exons: 5
Coding region: 1-771 (256 amino acids)
Source: RefSeq, a predicted model, not a curated record